AUGGGCGAACUGGAGACAGACGAGCAUCUGACCCAGUUCAAUUCCUCCGGAAGGGCCGGCAGACGAAAUGCGGUACCCGAGAUCGACAUCUCCGAGGUCGACCCUGAAGCUGUCCAGUUGGCUGAAAAAUUCGGGCAGCUCGAUCCAUCCGACCAGCCCUCUUCCUCCAAACAGAAUCACCCACAAAAAGACCCGCCAACCAACGAGGUGCCAAAAGAAGAUGCG
Messenger RNA from Mesorhabditis spiculigera, 225 nucleotides. The record is from the annotation of a GenBank genome assembly. Lineage: Eukaryota; Metazoa; Nematoda; Chromadorea; Rhabditida; Rhabditidae.